AUGCCUUCACCAAGAGAAACACCUUGGCAAAGACGAAUAAGACGAUUAUUCUUUUUCGUGGGAACAGCUUCUACAGUGUGGUUCGUCUCUUCUUAUAUAAUUGAACGAUUGAAAGAGGCAAGAAUCAAAGCUAUCAAAGAGAGGAAACAGAGAGACUUAAUGAAAAAUCAUUUCACAUCUUUGAUCUCAACUAUCUCAUUCACACUUUACGCUUUGAUACCUACGCUACAGCCUCAAGUAUUCUCCUCAUAUCCUGUUGAAGAGAUAAGUCAAGCAUUACAAGACUUAUCAAAUUCAAUUCCAAAUUCAAAUUCAACUUCAACUUCAGGAUCGAAUCUAGCCGAUUCGACGAAUAGUCUAUCAGUGGAACCAAACACUAAUACAAAUACUCGCGAAGGAGGUGAUGGCGAAAACUCACUGUUGUUAUCUGAUCCUAUAUCUUCCCAUUCAGAUCCUUCGGGAACUCAUCAUCAAGAAAGUGGACGACAGGAUGAACAUCAAAUAAGCAAUCAUCCAAGUCCAGAUAUGACUUCCUCUUCUUCUUCAACACAUUCACAACAAGGAGCGGUGGGAGGUGUAGGAACGGAAUCCUGGUCUUCCGAAUUCCAAAGGAGAGAAAGUGAAAUCAAUUCAAUAAAUUCAACUUCAGAAGAUGAUAGUGAAAAUGACGGAAUGUUGGGUUCGUCAAUUGGUCAAAUAGAUACUGAAGAUGCUAUGUCAUCGGUCGUAUCACAAUCAAUCAGUCUACCUCCAACGGAUACUUCAUCACCUUCACCUCCAUCCGAAUCAUCAAGAUCAGAAACACAUCCUUCUCCAACUAGAUCAAGUAUGUUCCAAGGAAAAAGUAAGAAGGAGUUGUGGAGAGAACUAAAAGUGCAAAGCAUAACAAGAACGAUCACCACUAUCUAUCUCUUACCAAUGUUAUACCUGCUAACCUCAUCUCAAUUAUCUAUAUUGGCAAGAACAAGGUAUAUGAAAGACAUACAAUCAUCACUGCCUUCAUUAUCACUGCCCCCUCCAGAACAAGAUUAUGAAGAAGAAGAAGGAACUCGUACACCGCGUCAAGUUGAUCCUCCAAAAAAGAAAGGAUGGUUAUCUUCCUUUUCAAUCGAAUCGAUGGGUUUGACAGAAUUCAAAGAAUCAACAUCAUCCAUCAUCCCAAAUCCAUUAAACCUAUUCCCGAAAACAAUCACUUCUUACCUUCCAAAUUUCAUUAACCCGAAUAUGCCCGUGCAACCUGCGACUAUAAUACAAUCUGAAGAGAUAUUAGCGAUGCGACAAGCUGAAGAAGAAGAAAAUAGAGCCCAAGCUGAAAGGAUAUUCUUAUCUUAUAGUUGGCACUUCCUCAACCAAGGUUGGAAAUCCGUUGGUGACAGAGUAGAAGAUAGUGUCGAGAAGAUAUUUGGCAACAUGCCGUUAAAAAAGGAACUGACUGUCGAAGAUUGGGAAAUGAGAUUUAAGGAGGUUAGAGCAGAAGUCGAGAUGGAAUUAUCUUUACAAUCGACCAUCGAACUAUACGACUUUACUCCCCUUCUAUUGCCGAAUUCGACUUUCCGUUCCUCGUCGGACCGGUCAGAUAUACCAUUUCCAGCUCAUCCAUCGGAUCAUUCGUUGUAUCUUGAAGAGCUGUUCAACCAAUCCAAGGAACAUCUCUCUUCACCUGACGGGAGAUAUUUAUUGGAAAAAGGAAUUUCAACGAUGUUAGGUAAUCUUCUUCAAUCAAUCAAGAACGACUUGUAUUCCAGUACUGCUUCAGACGAUGCAACGAAAAGGUUAGUGGAUUGUUUACCAGAGAUAAACAAAUGGGGCAAGAACGUUUGGGAAGGUAUUCCUGAUUCUGGAGUCGAGGCUAUGUUGGCCAUCCCUGAGUUUGAAGGGCUCUCAGCUUUGGUAUUCGGUGAUUGGGCACCUAGGUGA
Kwoniella shivajii is the source of this 1917-nucleotide messenger RNA. RefSeq lists its product as uncharacterized. The coding region runs from base 1 to 1917 and encodes 638 amino acids. The transcript has 7 exons. NCBI's taxonomy places the organism in Eukaryota, Fungi, Basidiomycota, Tremellomycetes, Tremellales, Cryptococcaceae. The record is from RefSeq and is a predicted model, not a curated record. Gene Ontology annotation, molecular function: protein-macromolecule adaptor activity. Gene Ontology annotation, biological process: protein import into peroxisome membrane. Gene Ontology annotation, cellular component: peroxisomal membrane.